AUGAGAAUGCACGACAGUAAUAGUCGACCCAAAUUGCACAGUCACAUAUGGAAAAGUGAACCAGAAGGGGUUUCCCUGAUUGAAGAUGAAGCAGUUGACAAAGAAAAAUCGGGUGGCCUCAUCAAAAAAUCUGCGUCCUUUAAAGAACUUCUACAGGAGAAAUGUAAAGCCAUGGGAAAAAGUAUAUCAGCGAGCAGUAUGGGCACAUUCAAAAACCGCGAUCAUAAACGCAAGCCUUCUCAUUCAAAUGCUAGUUCAUCAACGAGUCUUGUUUCCGAUGCGAGCGGGCUGACGAGUGACCAUUUCUAUGAUCACCCGAGCUCUCUCAAAGUAUCGCUCACACCUGAUCAAAGUUCGGUAGAAUCCCAGGAGAACUAUACCUGGAGGAGUCCUAGAGAUUUAGCUAGUUGUAAUAGUAGGCCCAGGACAAAUAGUAAAUUUGCCGUUUUGCAUGGAUCCUCAUAUGCACGCAAUAAAAGCUCAUUCCAUGAUGGCGUCGACACGAAUGACAAAUCUGAUAGCGAUGAAACUCAUUCUAAUAAUUUCUCGUUUACGGAAGCUUACCGGGAACGCGGUUUAGAAGAACAACAGAAAUACAUUCCGAAAGAACCUUGGGAAAGUUUGACAUUUGUUACUUAUCCGAAAAAGUUACUGGGGUAG
Zygotorulaspora mrakii is the source of this 660-nucleotide messenger RNA. RefSeq lists its product as uncharacterized. NCBI's taxonomy places the organism in Eukaryota, Fungi, Ascomycota, Saccharomycetes, Saccharomycetales, Saccharomycetaceae. Bases 1 to 660 code for a protein of 219 amino acids. The transcript has a single exon. The record is from RefSeq and is a predicted model, not a curated record.